Temnothorax curvispinosus is the source of this 3968-nucleotide messenger RNA. RefSeq names its product facilitated trehalose transporter Tret1-like. Lineage: Eukaryota; Metazoa; Arthropoda; Insecta; Hymenoptera; Formicidae. The transcript is spliced from 6 exons. Gene Ontology annotation, cellular component: membrane. Gene Ontology annotation, biological process: transmembrane transport. Gene Ontology annotation, molecular function: transmembrane transporter activity. Bases 1195 to 2799 code for a protein of 534 amino acids. The record is from RefSeq and is a predicted model, not a curated record.
UCGAAGGAGGGAGCUCAAAAUCUCGAAAGUGCAGCUAGCUCAGGGCUUUCGUGUCGCGCGACGUUUAGUCUGUCGCGGUGUCCCGAUCUAAUGUAAACCGGCAACCUUAAUUCCGAUUUCUCUAACGCUUUCUACUCCGUGAUUCCCCCUCUCGGAUUUUGUCGCGGCAGAGAAGCGAGAAUUAUAUAUCUCUCCGCAACGAAACUCUCGUGUGUAAAUGGUAUUCUUACGUUAUUCCUUUUUCCUUCUUGCGAUCCAAAAUUGGCCAGAUAAUGUAAGAGAGAGUUGCUUCUGAUGUUAAAAAGGAAAGAAGAAAUUGGAAAAUAUUUCUACAGCUCGCCAUCAAGCCGCUCCGAAAAUAUUCUGUAUGAAGAUUUAGUUUGACAAACAAAUGUGUGUGGGAAGAGAAGAAAGUGCGACGUUCGAUUGGAAAAAUUUAGAAAAAUAUAAAGACAGUUUCUGACAAACGAGAAAUUCGUUGAGAAUUAAUUAAAUAACUACGAGUCAAUUGUUUUGUUCAUAGUAAAAGCGAAGGACACAAUUAUAAAUUGAUUUUAUGAGAAAGGUCUUACUUAUAAUUCUCUUGACAAUACUAACUUCUUAAUAGCACUAUAUAUCAAACUUAUCGUUAAGCUAAAAAAGCAAAGUUCUGAAUUUGAAAGUGGUAAUUCUCUUUCCGAUCAAUUUUACGUCCUACAAGGAUAAAGGCCACGAGAAUUUCUAACAAACUAUAAAGUUUCUCCCCGAGGAAAGAGGAAAAGCGAUCAAAGUGAAACAAGCUUAUAAAUCGUAAAAUAUCAAACUGUUAGUACAGGCAACGAAGAGUAAUGACGAACAUUGCAUGCAUGCAGGGGUAAUCAAUUCCUGUUCAACUGCGUAACAACAUGGAAAAUCCUUGCAGUUGUUACUUAUUUGUUCGAUAAAUAGCAAGAAAUAUCGUUACACGUAAUCCUUUUUGUGAAGUCGGCAUCUUAUUCUCAAAAACAGAAAACUUUGACAGUUCUGAUACACCCGCAAUAGUUCCACUUUUCGAAACGCUUCAAUCCGACGAAGAAAUCGACGAAGCUGAUCGACUUUUCGUAUAGCAGAAGAAACGACGGAAGGGACGUUGAUCCCUUAAUUCUGCAUACAAUCUCCAGAAGGCCAGCCUCGUCGUAUCGGCCGCAUCGUCCUUCGAUAUGCAAGAGAGUCGAUAUGCGUGAAGACGAGAAAACUGAACCACGAGCAGGUCCGACCGAAAUGGCAGUUUCCGAGCGCGCGGAGAAUGGAAAGAGGAACGAUGAGAAAACAUCAGUCACGGAUGAAGUAGCAUAUAUUUCCAAACUUCGACAAGCAGUACCGCAAUGUUGUGCAGUCGGCGCUAAAAAUUUACUCCUACUUACUUUUGGUUCAACCUUGGGAUUCUCAACUAUCCUUAUCCCGGCGUUGCAGAGGGAAGAUGCGGACAUCAAAGUCACGAUGGAGGAAUUAACAUGGAUCAGCAGUUUGAACUUAUUUCUCGUGCCGAUCGGCUGUUUGGCGAGUGGACCGCUAUCGCAGUAUCUGGGCAGGAAACGGACGAUGAUGCUGGCGAAUAUACCAUUUGUGAUGGCCUGGCUGGUGUUUCACUAUUCCAGCAAUCCUGCGAUGUUGCUCGCGGCGCUCGCGAUGACAGGCCUGACGGGCGGCCUCCUCGAGGGCCCGGUUAUAACUUACGUCGCCGAGGUGUCGCAGCCCUACCUGCGUGGAAUGCUCUCCGCGACUUCCUCGAUGGCGGUGAUCCUGGGUGUCUUCACGCAAAUGUUGAGCGGCAGUUUGACUCACUGGAGAACAGUGGCGCUGAUCAAUCUGACUUACCCGAUUCUUUGUUUUAUCGCCCUGUGCUUGGUGCCCGAGAGCCCGCACUGGCUCGCCGUCAAGGGUCGUUUCAAGGAAUCGGAACGCGCUCUCUGUUGGUUGCGGGGCUGGGUAGGCCCAUCGCAUGUGCAAAAUGAAUUUAAUGCGCUCCGCGAGGCGAUUCAGAAGCCGACCGAUAACACCGAUGCCGACAAGGAAAAGAUUUGGCGAGCCUACACCAAACGGACCUUCUGUUUGCCUUUCUUUUUGGUCAGCGCGGGCUUCUUCAUCUCAAACUUCGGUGGCUGCACAACUCUGCAGACUUUCGCCGUCGUGAUAUUCGCGAAACUGAACGCGCCGAUCGACAAGUACACGGCCACGGUGUUCCUGGGCAUCGCUCAGUUAAUCGGCACCAUAAUCUGCGUACUGACGAUCCACCUCAUGGGGAAACGCAGGCUGACUUUCCUGUCGGUCGGCGGUACCGGUUUAUGCUUCCUCGUUACCGCUAUCUAUGGUUAUCUCAACGACAUGGAUUUCUUGGACGGUGUCAGAUACAGCUGGAUACCAACUACUCUCAUGAUAGGCGGAGCUUUCACAGGGAAUCUCUGCAUCAGAACCCUGCCUUGGAUUCUUGCGGGCGAAGUGUUUCCCGUGAAGGUACGCAGCAGCGCAACCGGCGCGGCCGGUAUGAUCGCCUACGUCAUGGCGUCGAUCGCGAACAAAACUUUCCUCUACAUGGUGAACGGCAUGUCAUUAUCCGGCACGUUUUUCUUCUACUCUCUGAUCAAUGCUGCCGGCUUGUGCCUUAUGUACCUGAUAUUACCCGAGACCGAAGGUAGGACCUUGCGAGAAAUCGAGGAGCAUUACGCCGGCAUACAGAGUCUAAAGAAUCGGCCGAAGAAGGAGCAGCAGGCCACCAAGGAACAAUGGGCGGUCGCGAAUCCGGCGAUUGUAUACGAUGAGAAUAUCGAAAGUAAAUUAUAGAAAUUCGGCUCUCUGGUAACUUCAUGAACUAAAUUAUCACGCUGUUAACUAUUGCAUCCGGAAUCUGUUCAUGGAAAAGACUUAUUGCAUGAAAAAUUUUAUAACUGACACAAUCCAACUCAUGAAAGAGAGGUAAUCGAUUGUAAAGAUUUAUUUGAUUGAUGUUCAUCUAUAGUCUGUACAAUGCUGGAGGAACAAGAAUUACCGCAAAUUAAAUGGUUUUUUCCUAAGAAAAUUUCCGGGAAAAGAUUGAAGAACUAGUGAUAUGUUGAAGAAUGUUAGGAAAUAGUAUUUCUAUUUAUUAUUUUAUAUUAUUUAACAGAGACGCGGUUGUCGCAAAGUGGUGCUGACAUCAUCGCUAAUAUUACUGACUAAUCUUUAGAAACGGAGGAACUGAUUUUUGGGUUAUAAACUAGUCUCAGUUUCUUCCCAAAAUAUUACCUUUGCCACUGACACAUACUUAAAUAAAAGAAAUUGAAGAAAUUGAUGAAAAAAAAACUUUCUAAAGAUUAGCAGAAUACUUGACACAGACUUGUCUUGUUGACUUGAAAUUCAUUUCUUCGUUACUGCUUAGGGAAGCUUUUACAUUUUACGACGACUUUCGCAUUUUUUUUAUUGCGAUUGGAUAUAUUUAUGUAGAUUUAAUAAAAACGAAAAUGAGAAUAUACAUAUAACGGGGAGCUGAAUAGAAUUAAGCUUUAAUUGUAUUAGCCAACGCUGUUGCAUAUUAUUAUUCUCUGUGAUAAUUCGAUGAUCUUUAAUACUAAACGUAGAAUAUAUUUUGGUAAAGCGUAAAAGCGCACAUAUAUAUCACUAUCAUAUUUUCAACUCGAAUAUCGCUUAAUAAAUGAUUUAUAAUAUUUAUAUGCACUCGUGUUGAUAAAAAAUCUUGAACAAAAUAAAAAUGUAUUUAUUACAUGUUAAUUUAGUAUUUAGUUCCUUUGUAUAAUCUGUAAAAUAAAAUAAAGAGACUUAUCGACUGUUAUUAAUAACAUUUAAAGGAACAAUCUAUAACAUGUCUUAUAUCAUAAGGAACAUUUGAAUUCUUUCUAUCACUGCUUUUACUUUUUAUUUUUUGACAUGUUUACGAGGCAUGAACUCUCUCUUGAUUUAUAUUUGGAGGGGUAAAAGUCAUAGUGGUGUAAGUCAAAUUUUUUUUAAUUUUUUUU